AGAAACAAGUCCCAUCCACCUGCAGGUGCCUCCAGUUUGAGGGAGGAGAGACGAUACCCCGUCCAUCCCAGACAUGGGAAAGCAGUCCACCUGCGCACCAGGGGCACGACACGUGGCUGGGUGCAGACGCCGGACUGGAGUCGCGGAGGCCGCGCGGAACCACUGAGCGCGCGGCGGCGGCGGGAGGAGACGCCGGUCACGCCCCCUUCCCGCCCCCUUCCCGCCGCCGACAGGGCGCGCGCGCCGAGGAGCCCGGGACAGGUGACUCCUAGGGGACGGCGUCUGCGCCUUCCCCGGCGGGAGUCCCUUCUUCGCGGCCUCUGCCGCCCCCUGCGUCCCCUCCUGGGCUUCCGAGAGUCUGACUCAGCCGAGCCGGCAUCGCUUCGCCUCCUACCACACACCCCGAGCGCGAGGAGAAAUGACAGGAUGGCAGGGGCACGGCUAAUGCGCUCUAAUUACCCACCGCCGCUGUCAUCCGCGGCGCUCCGCGGCGCUGGGCCAACGCGCCGUAAUUAGGCCGCCCCUCCCUGGUCCUGGAACCCGCCCUUCGCCACCCCCCCCCACCCACCCCGCGGCCCCCAGGACCACUGGCUGCAGCCCUCCGGGACUGCCCGUCAGUCCCGGGAGAGCUACGAGGCCUUACUGGGGGACUGAACUUGGGGAGACCGAAGCCGGCUCCUCCACUCCCCUAAACUUGCAGCCCACUAUGGUCUCCGCUGGAAGAGACUGGGAGAGUGGGGAGGGGCCAGAGACCUAUUU
Cebus imitator (Panamanian white-faced capuchin) is the source of this 759-nucleotide messenger RNA. RefSeq lists its product as uncharacterized. The annotation marks the transcript as partial. The transcript is spliced from 3 exons. The record is from RefSeq and is a predicted model, not a curated record. NCBI's taxonomy places the organism in Eukaryota, Metazoa, Chordata, Mammalia, Primates, Cebidae.